This is a messenger RNA of Amoebophrya sp. A120, 885 nucleotides long. The record is from the annotation of a GenBank genome assembly. Lineage: Eukaryota; Dinophyceae; Syndiniales; Amoebophryaceae.
AUGAUUGUAGCACUAGCAGCUUGCCUUUUCCAUUUUUUAAGUAUUUCAUCUAACGCUACGCAUCCACAAACAAAUGUUCCAUUUCUUUUUGAGCAUCCACACAAACAAACAAAGAAGUACUUCAUCUACGCGCUUAGCGGUGUUUUUUUUUCUAUCUUCAACUCUGUUUUGGACUUUUUGAUUUUUGAUUGUGAAGGAGCUGCACCUGUGGCUGUACCGCAUUGCUUUGCAUGUAUGUUUUUGAAGAAUUACGACUUUUGCAUGCGACUUUCCCAAUUACCAUCUGACAAGCAGGAGAACGAGGUCUGCAUCCUGCAAGCAGUUCGCGGCUUGAUUAUUGUGUCGUUGCAUCCAGCCCGGGAGCGAUUGGACCAGUCAGAAGGAUCGCUCGCACUGCAUCACGGGCUCGUCCCUUCACAUGGCGGAAAGGGCUGGGCGCGGAGAAGCGAAUAGGGAAGAGGGCAUAUAAUCAUGCAAAACGCACAAAGACAAAAUAAAGCCAGGAAAUAAAACACCGCAUAGGUGGGGGCUCUACCGCCUUCACCUCGGGUACUAUUUUACCUUCAAUCGCUAUGUUUUUUUCUCGUAUUUUCGGUGCAAGAAACGUACAUCUUCAUGGAGGAGGCAAAGAAGUCGUAUAUCUGCAGGAAAGGGCGUCGUCUCUUGCAGUGCAAAUUUACUUGUGUGGUGCAGAGCAAUAAACCAGGAAGUUAAUAUAACGACUAAGAACAGCGAUGUAGUUGCACAUAAUUGAUCAUUUUGUUUUGCUUUACGGUCCUUGUCCUGCUGCAAAAAUCUCUCUUCAUCCUCUGCAUCGCAGGAGCAAGUGCAAGAAGAAUCUGUGCCAGGAAAAAAGAGCAAUAGAUACUCUUUACUAGCGGCGGC